Molecule: messenger RNA, 1112 nt
Organism: Meira miltonrushii
Lineage: Eukaryota; Fungi; Basidiomycota; Exobasidiomycetes; Exobasidiales; Brachybasidiaceae
Product: NAD(P)-binding protein
Exons: 1
Coding region: 15-1010 (331 amino acids)
Source: RefSeq, a predicted model, not a curated record
CGCAAUCAAACAACAUGUCGAAAAAAUACUCAAACGAAGAAAUUCCUGAUCUUAAAGGAAAAGUUGCGAUUGUAACUGGUGGGAAUGGUGGAAUCGGAUAUGAGAUCACAAAACAGUUGUCCAUCCAUGGAGCUCGAGUGUAUAUGGCUUCGCGUAAUAAGCAAAAAGCAGAGGACGCAAUGAAAAAGUUACAAGAAGAACAUGAUGCAAACCAAAAAGAAGGUGCUGAUGGCGUUCAGAAACUUGAAUUGGAAUUCUUGGAAUUGGACUUGAUGCACUUGAACGCAUGCAAGAAGGCAGCAGAUGAUUUCUUGGCUAAAGAAAAAGAUUUACAUAUCCUCGUUUGCAACGCAGGUGUGAUGGCACCAGGCUAUCAAUUAACAGAUGAUGGAAUCGAACAAUCUUUCCAAACCAAUCAUUUGAGUCAUUUUGCUUUGUUUGCUAAUUUGGCCAAAACGAUGAUCAAAUCUGCACAUGAAUCCGGACAUCCAUCCAGAUUGGUCAAUUUGUCCUCUGUUGCCCACACUUUUGAACGUUUCAAUCCUAGCUUGAAACUAGACUUCACAUCAAAGGAAGCCAUCAAUCGCAAAAUGGGAUUCGAUCAAAUCGGUAAAUAUAUGCGUUAUAGUCAAAGCAAGUUGGCCGCUCUUCUAUUCUCAAGAGAGGUGAACAAACGAUUCAAGCCGAACGAGAUUCGUUCAACUGCCGUUCAUCCUGGUCUCGUUGCCUCAAACUUAUACUCAAAAACGCCUUUGGCACCCAUCGCCCCACUCGUGUUCAUCAGUAGUGCGGAUGGUGCUCUUGCACCAUUAUAUGCUGCCACAUCGACAGAAAUUGAAGAAAAGAAUGGAUUUGAUGAUUAUUACGCAACGUAUGGUAUCAAAAGCAAGGAUUCUGCCGCUUCUCAUGAUGAGAAAUUGAUGACAGAUUUAUGGAACAUAAGUGAAGAGUUGACUGGUACCAAGAUUGAUACAGAAGAAGUCUCCAAACAUGGCAAUGCUCAACUUUGAUCAAUUGCUUCCCUUGUAUAUAGUCAUAGUCAUACCCUGUUAAAGUUGAAAUGAUAUCCUUCCUCUGAUCGUGGGCACGCAACCCUGACGCGUCAAAUUGCU